UUUACGCACGUGAACUUCCCGUACAUGAACGAUGAGCUUUACAGGUUCCAAGUCAAGCUUACGAAUUUUCUUUCCCGUCUCAUAAUCUUCACGCAACGAAUGUUUCUGAUCGACUACUUUGUUUCUCCUGAAUUCUCACUUUCCUUAUUAUAAGCAAAUUAAUGUUUGUGUAACGCUCAAAAGUUUUCCUAAUGGCUAACCUGCAAAUGGUCAACUAUGCAGCUGCUUCUUCUUCUUCUUCUUGUGUGGCUUCUCUCAAAAGUUAUGAUGUUUUUCUUAGCUUUCGAGGCGAGGACACUCGCGGCAACUUCACAAGCCAUCUCUACGAUGCUCUCAUCCAAGCCAAACUUGAAACCUACAUAGACUACAGGCUUCAAAAGGGUGAGGAAAUCUCGCAAGCACUCAUCGAAGCCAUUGAAGAGUCGCAGGUAUCCGUUGUGAUCUUCUCAGAAAAGUAUGGUACCUCCAAAUGGUGCUUGGAUGAAAUCACCAAGAUUAUGGAAUGCAAGGAGGGUCAAGGACAAGUUGUUAUACCCGUCUUCUAUAAAAUAGAUCCAUCUCAUAUAAGGAAGCAACAAGGUUCUUUCAAUAAAGCAUUUGAAGAACAUAAGCGAGAUCCGAAUAUCACAAAUGAUAGGGUGCAAAAAUGGAGAAGUGCUCUCACAAAAGCAGCCAAUUUGGCUGGGUGAGACUCGAUAACUUAUAGGACCGAGGCCAAAUUCAUUAAGGACAUUGUCAAAGAUGUACAAACUGAAUCUCAUAUCCGAUUGAAACGAAAGGACUGAUUGGAAUUGAAAGAAACUAUGCGGAGAUUGAA
Messenger RNA from Glycine soja, 817 nucleotides. Its product is annotated as TMV resistance protein N-like. The coding region runs from base 192 to 689 and encodes 165 amino acids. Lineage: Eukaryota; Viridiplantae; Streptophyta; Magnoliopsida; Fabales; Fabaceae. The transcript is spliced from 2 exons. Gene Ontology annotation, biological process: signal transduction. The record is from RefSeq and is a predicted model, not a curated record.